GCGCUCUUCCAACUGAGCUAAGGUCGGUACAUUUCCCAUUCCAAACGUUUAUAAAAGAAUCCAUAGCCACCUUCACGCCAUCGACCCCACCUCUCCCGAGCGGCGGUGCUUGUCAGUAAUGGCGUUCCUGCUGAGACGAGGGGCACUGGCGAAGUUUUUCGCUGUUGCAACUGUUUUGGUCCUUGCACGCUCGCUCUUCUUUUCACAGGAUUCUGCACCAUCCUCUGUUGCACAGUAUCGAGGCUAUAACGUCCUCGAACGCGUGACUGGCGUGGACAGGACCCUAAAUGUCCAGAAACACAAGUUUCUGCAGGCAAGGGUGGGCAGGGAUGAGAGGCCUGACAUUCUCGACGACUUGAUAGCCGACGGCGUCCGCGACUACUGGAAUCGCUUCCAACUUCCGAUCAUGAUUGGCAAGGACACUGCGCAUGGGGAUGCACAGAACGUCCUCGGUGCUGUUGAAAAUCUUCUUUCACUCAACGGCUGGGUUGCUGCUUAUUGUCCCACUCUGGUUCGGCCGUUCGGCCAGAACAAGAAUGUCGACGAAGAUGCAUACGACGACCUAGCUAAGGAGGACCGUUUGUACUAUAUCGCUCUUGCCAUUCACUCGGCCGACCAUUUCUUGCUUGACCAACUGGCUGUGAUAGUCCAGCUGGCAAAACGCUUGGGGACUUCCAACUUGUUUGUUUCCAUGCUGGAUUACGGUUCAACAGAUUCGACGGCAACACUCACUGACCUCUGUGAAGCUGUGUUGACUCUCCUUGGCGUUCCGUUCAGAAUCCGACGUGUCCCUGGAAUGACGGAAGAUCCAGCGGCGGCGUACUACCCUCAAGAAGAAGCACACAUGCGUAACCUCGCCCUAGAACCGCUCCUCGAGCUCCAUAGCAAGCGCCAAAUUACCUUUUAUCGCGUCAUAUGGUUAAAGGGUUUCACCUGUCCAAACGACAUCUUGGAGACGCUUCGAGUCAGCAUCACCAACGAGGCUGCCAUGGUCUGUGGUAUGGACUGGGCCGAAUCCAAUGGUCAGUUCACCUUCUCGGAUAGGUGGCGCACGCGCGAUAUCCAUGGUGAUCAAUUCCGACACUCGAAAUCAUCUUCCAGACCCGAUGCCGUUCCUCCUCGGGACAAAAAUGGUGCUUCACGCUAUGUUCAGCACCUGCCUUUCCAGGUUUUUUGUUGUGAAGCUGGGACUCACAUCGUGGACCCUAGCCAGUCGUACUACAAAGGUUUGACGUAUCGUUACGGGACGGACUUCCACAACGCAUCGUCUUCCGAGCCCGUCUCUGUCCGUCCGCCCGAUGCCCCGUGCUUAGAUAGCAGUCAAGCAUGGUUCUGCAGGGACCUCUGGCUUAGUAAGGCCCUUGAGGGCGUUCACGAGGAAGAGUAUAUUGACCCUUCACAACGGCACGGGCAUUCCAGGCCGGGAUCUGGUCGAGAACGGCGUCAAGUUGCUCCAAUGGACCCAGAUGUCAACGCCGGGUCAGAUUUUGACGCCAUGCCCGAUUCCGACUCGCCUAUGGAAGCACAACCAUCUGGCCGAUUGUCCGUUCCAAAUUCGGCAUACAGACCGGCUCGCAUACUGGUAAACCCACGAUGCGUUACAACUUACGCCGGUGUGAGCCACACACAGUUGGCCUUGGAUCUAUUCGGCAGUGGAGAGGACGACAGCCGGGUGAACACAACCAAAAACAUAUUGGACGAUUGGGAAGGUGCACCGGAGAGGUUCGUUUGUCAGGAACAACUUCAAACUGGCGGACGCGUCGCCGCUAAGACACAGCGAUUGCUUAGAUUCUCUAUUCACGAUGAAUUGUCGGCACAAGCAUUCAUAGUUGUAUCGGAAUCGUUGCGGGCAUGUAAUGUAAUACAUUUCAUACACAGAUGGCAAAGACAUGCGCCCAAUACCCCUACCGAACUCUGCGUUUCUUCCCAAAUCCCUUGAAAGCGGCUUCCUCGUCUGAAUCAUCAUCCGCGAUGAUGUGUCGCUUAUUGCUUCGCACCCCGCCGGUACGGACGCCCUGGUUCGGAGCCUCCCGCCCUUGCGUAAACCAUCGCGAGCCUUUACCUUGGGUAGACUCCUCAUCGGAGUCCAGGAAAAGUCGUGCUGCCUGGGACCUCCCUCCCCCGGCAGCAAGUUGCUUCCCUGGCUUCUUCGCGACCGGUA
This is a messenger RNA of Pisolithus orientalis, 2161 nucleotides long. RefSeq names its product glycosyltransferase family 69 protein. Lineage: Eukaryota; Fungi; Basidiomycota; Agaricomycetes; Boletales; Pisolithaceae. Bases 119 to 1939 code for a protein of 606 amino acids. The record is from RefSeq and is a predicted model, not a curated record. The transcript is spliced from 4 exons.